Messenger RNA from Trypanosoma grayi, 507 nucleotides. RefSeq lists its product as hypothetical. The transcript has a single exon. NCBI's taxonomy places the organism in Eukaryota, Euglenozoa, Kinetoplastea, Trypanosomatida, Trypanosomatidae. Bases 1 to 507 code for a protein of 168 amino acids. The record is from RefSeq and is a predicted model, not a curated record.
AUGAACUAUCCCACCUAUACUGUGGUAGCUAUCCUCUUCGCGCUCAUGAUCCUCAUAGUCUUUGCGCUGGUGCUGUAUCUCAUCAUUUUCUGUGUGUCGCGUUGCCACAGGUCGGUCGAGCUGCGGGAGUUGCAGCGCAGGCAGCAGGAGCACGAGGAGGAGGAGCGGGAGCAUGCGCAGCGGAUGCGUCUCUUCCACAAUGCGCGGCGUGAAAGCGACUCGCAGUCGAUAAACGGAUUGGACGAGGAGGCACGUGCUGCUGCAGCAUCAGAGGCGGUGUUGUCCUCGUCAAGCACGGCGCUGCGCAACGGCCUCCCCGACGGCACGGCGAGCCACGGUUGCGGCAACCAAGAUGGAGGACGAAUCAGCAAUGGUUCUGCCUCUGUGUUUGUGGCGGAUUCAACCUUGGCCGCAGCAGCGGCGAUGAGCCCCAUGACGACGCCAUUGACCUCAACGCCUGGUCACCCCGCUGUGGACACGGCGAAGUUGUUCACGGGAUAUGUCUGA